Molecule: messenger RNA, 888 nt
Organism: Actinia tenebrosa (Australian red waratah sea anemone)
Lineage: Eukaryota; Metazoa; Cnidaria; Anthozoa; Actiniaria; Actiniidae
Product: neuropeptide receptor 22-like
Biological process (GO): activation of adenylate cyclase activity; adenylate cyclase-activating G protein-coupled receptor signaling pathway; hormone-mediated signaling pathway
Cellular component (GO): plasma membrane
Molecular function (GO): G protein-coupled peptide receptor activity
Source: RefSeq, a predicted model, not a curated record
AUGAUGAAUAUGAUUUUCAUUAUUGCGUUGGUGGAAGGAAUCUGUGCACUUCCUUUCAACCUGAUCGUUCUUAUUACAACUUUAAAAAGCAGAGUCCUAAGACAGCCUGUUGCACAUAUUCUUGUCGCUAAUAUUAGUGUAGGAGGCCUGUUGAUCUCAUUCUACAUGAUCAUCAUUACAUCAACGAGACAAAGCAUGUCGGCUGAAAACUAUUACAGCAUGUACCUACCUUACUACUGCAGGAUCGUUGGUGUUCUUUUCCUAAUUGGACAGGUGACAAGCCCUUUGAUGUCGUUUGUAAUGACAUUAGAAAGACAUUUAGCUGUUGUAUACUGCAUGAGACCACAUAUCAGGAUCACCAGAAGAAUGUCCUACGUUGCCAUGGUUAUAGUCUGGAGUUUAUCUUUGUCUCUGGCAGUAAGUUUCAUGACGUCACCACAAUUCUCUGUAGAAACAGACACGAUGUGUCUCCCGUAUAUUAACAUUGACAAUCAAGAAGUUCUGACUUACGUAGGAUGUGGUGGAGUCGUGUUAUACGUCAUCUCCAUGGCCUUAUAUGGUCACAUGUAUUUGGAUUUCCAAAAGACCAACCAGAAGACCGUACAGUUACAAAGAGAAAAUAGUUUGGCUCGCAGGAUUGCACUUAUCAUGUUCACCAAUGUUCUUUUCUUUAUCCUUCCAUUAGCCGUGAUCGCAGCCGUUAACAUAUUCCAGGAACACAUAUCCAAUGAAACUCUUCACAUAUUUUGGAAAACUUUCGGCUUGAGUUUUUUGGGUAUCAAUCCUUGCAUCAAUCCUGUUUUAUUCUCGUUUAGGAAUGAGAAACUUCGCAAUGAGUUUUGGAAAUUCUGUAGACUUCUUCGUGGGUCUGUUGCUCAUCAGCCUUGA